Cylindrotheca closterium is the source of this 738-nucleotide messenger RNA. The record is from the annotation of a GenBank genome assembly. NCBI's taxonomy places the organism in Eukaryota, Bacillariophyta, Bacillariophyceae, Bacillariales, Bacillariaceae.
AUGCUCGGACUCCAAGACUUGGCAAGGCCACUUCAACCGCCUGCGCCACAGCAAUUUGGGAAAUCAUGGAAGGCAAAUCUUCAAACCUGGCGCAGGCUAGAAUUGCACAAGUGGUCCUGGGAUGCCAAGAAAGACUGGGACAAAAACACAGCAAAACGAUUUGGCAACCUGCGUAAUGCCAUUCUGUGUCUUGAAGACGUCAAAUCCAAAAAGAAUGGCACAUUGGAUGAUGCCGCAGAAUUUCUUGUCGAAGAGCAGAAGCGACUAAAAGUGAACAUCACAACCCACCCUGGAGCAAAGAUGAAGGAAAACAGUGCAAUUGCCUCAAGAAAGCGGAAGAAGCCAAGGGAAGAAAACAAUGAUGUUGCUGGAAACGCAGUAAUUAUCCAGCAACAACCGCAAAAGGCAAGAAGGGUGGGAGGACAAUUACCAAAUGUACAAAAUUUAAAUCCGAAUGCAUGGGGUAGUGGUGGGACAGGGGCCACUACAGCUGUGAGAGCCAUGAGCCGCAAAAAAACACAUUCUGAUGGCAAUCGCAUUUUUUCACCUGCAGGUCCGAUUGCAGCUUUGGCACGAGCACCCCUUAAUACGACAAACAACCAAAGGCGGCAUUUGCUCCAGAGACAAGCCAGAAAAUUGGCUACAGAAAUUCAAGUGAGCAAAGCUGUAUCGGAAUUCACGUCUAAUAUGUCAAGCGUUGAAAUGCUGAGAAGAAGCCAGGAAAUUGAAGUAUUUUGA